AUGAGUGUAAGUAGAUUUUCUGAUAAAGCUUAAAUCAUCAAUAAUAAAGAAAUUUUGGAGUAAUUUGAGAAUGGAGGUAUUAUAACUAUAAUCAAAAAUAAUAGAAAAAAUUAUGUUAUCUACUUUGAUCAUAAAAGUUAAUUAGAAUUAAAAGAAAUAAGAAAGGAUAUUCUUAAUAACCAAUAAAUAUAUAUAUAAUAUUAUUCCAAAGUCUGAUAGUAGAAUUAUGCAAAUCUUUGGUAAUUUUAAUUUAUAUAUAUAAUUCUAAUAGGUAAAAUUAUGUCAAAUCAGAUCAAAAGAAAAAUCAAGUUUUCUUCUAUUCAAGCAGUUAGUGUUACAUCUCUUGGAACAGAAUUUGUAAUUCAUGUUCCAAGUGAAUAUGAUUAUAGAUUCUAAUCCGCUGAUUAGUAAUAACUCUUUUAAUUUUUAGUCGUCAAUAAAUCUUGGAAGCUUUAUGUUUAUGUUAUUAGACAGUAAAUUUAAGAAAACUUCCAUUCUUUUUUAAAGAAGAUUUUACACUUUUAUCUGUAUGUACAACAGAGAAUGAUGUUAAAAAAGGAAUUAAAAGAUUUCCAACUGAAAAACCUAUUGUAUAUUCUUAUAUCUAAUAAUUUAGGAAUUAGAUGCAUAAGAGUUGAAAGAAUAUAGCAAUAGAAAACCAUAAGAAUAAUUAGUUUAUAAGAGGCCUGGUCUUUAGAAAUAAAUUAAUGGUAGUAGCACUACAAUUUCAAUUGAAGAUUUUGAUCUAAUUAAAGUAUUGGGAAGAGGAGCAUUUGGAAAAGUAUAUUUAUUUGUACCCUAUUCUCAUCUAGGUUAUGAUGUGUGAGAAGAAAGAUACCAAAGAAUUGUUUGCCAUUAAAUCUUUACGUAAAGAACACAUUAUGGACAAAAAUUAAUUAGAACAUACUAGAGCAGAAAGAAAAUUAUUAGAAGAAAUUGAUAAUUCAUUCUUAAUUUCUCUUGAAUAUGCAUUCUAAACAUAAGAAAAAUUAUUUUUUGUAAUGAGAUUCAUGAGAGGAGGAGAAUUAUUUAAACAUUUAAGAGAUAAAAGAAGAUUCCCAGAAACAACAGCUUAAUUUUAUGCUGCAUCUAUUUUAUUAGCAUUAGAAUAUUUACAUAAAAUGUAAGUUGUCUACAGAGAUUUAAAGCCUGAAAAUAUUUUAAUGGAUGAAUUUGGUUAUAUUAAAAUGACUGAUUAUGGAUUGGCUAAAUUUUUAAAACCAGGAGAUUUUACAUAUUCAUUUGUUGGAACUCCUGAAUAUUUGGCUCCUGAAAUCAUUAGAUAAAAUGGACAUAGUCUUGAUGUCGAUUGGUGGUCAUUUGGAAUAUUAAUUUAUGAAAUGGUAGUAGGUAGACCGCCUUUUUUCUCUUAAAACUAAUCAUAAUUAUUUAAAUCUAUUGUUGAAUCAGAUGUUGUAUUUCCAUCUCAAUUGGCUCUUAGCAAUUAACUCAAAGAUCUUAUAACUUAAGUAAAAUACUUAUUUUAUAUAGUUAUUAACUAAAAAUCCUUUUGAAAGAUUAGGACAUAAUGGAGAUGCUUAAUAAAUCAAAGAACAUCCUUGGUUUAGAGAUUAUCCUUUCUAAGAUUUGAUUGAUAAGAAACUUUAAGCUCCUAUUGUUCCUAAAUUAUAUGAUAAAUUAGAUGUACAAAAUUUUGAUUAGGAAUUCACUAGAGAAGGUAUUUUUAAUUUUAUUAUAUUAUUUAGAGGCAAUGAAUUCUGUAGUAAAAAUGGAUCCAAAACUUAUAGAAAAGUUCAAAUAAGAAUUUGGAGGUGUUACCUAUGUACCAAAUAACAAUGGAUUGAAUUGA
Messenger RNA from Paramecium primaurelia, 1810 nucleotides. The record is from the annotation of a GenBank genome assembly. Lineage: Eukaryota; Ciliophora; Oligohymenophorea; Peniculida; Parameciidae.